UCCUUUAUUUUCAUUUAAUUCUGAUAUAUCAACAAUACAAACAAAAUUGAUAAGCAACUGAACAGUAGUUGACUAGAAGACGUUCUAAUGAUCGGAUGCAAAAGAAUUUUUAUGGUUAUAAGAUUAGUUUAUAUUAUCGAUUCGUUUUGAGAUUUAAAGUAUAUUAAUAUAUAAGAUAAUAUCGAAUAUCAUAAAGAAAAUAUUUCAUUAGUGAUGAUAUUUAAAUAAAAUUAAAUUAAGUUCUAAUAAAUACAGUGUCUUUAAAAGUAAAAAAAAAAAAAAAAAAGAAAAAGAAAUAAUAGGAAAUUUACAAGACAUAUUAAGUACGUAUUAUUGAUCUAAAGUAACAAAUUAUCGUGAAAGAAAAAUGCGAAAUAUCGAAAUAAAAACGAAAAUCAGUGAUUCCACAACGCUUAUUAAUAAACUUGAAAAAAUUACCGAAAGUAAAUGGAUUGUUAUAGAACAGUAUGAUACUUUCUUUAAUACGAAAACAGGUAGAUUAAAAUUGCGUCAAUUUGAAGAUAAAACUGGUGAAAUAAUUUAUUAUGAAAGACCUAACGUUACGGGGCCUAAGCUUAGUAAUUAUAAAAAAAUAAAAAUGAACGCAGAAACAUGUGAAAAUUUAAGAGAUAUAUUAACCAUUUCUAAUGGUACUUUAGGAGUUGUAAAAAAAACAAGACGAUUAUUUAUGAUUGAUCAAACUCGAAUACACAUUGAUGAUGUACACGGAUUAGGUAGUUUUUUGGAAUUAGAAGUUGCUCUAAAUGAUGAUCAAGAUGUUAGUUAUGGAGAAAAAAUUACACAGGAUAUAAUGAAAAAAUUAGAUAUUGAACCAGAACAUUUAAUUUCCGAAGCAUAUAUAGAUUUACUUAAUAAAACUGAGAAUUUAUAAUAAUAUAGACAUUUGCGUUUUGUAUGUAAUGAUAAAGAAAUUCUUUAUCA
Messenger RNA from Vespa mandarinia (Asian giant hornet), 942 nucleotides. RefSeq lists its product as uncharacterized. The record is from RefSeq and is a predicted model, not a curated record. NCBI's taxonomy places the organism in Eukaryota, Metazoa, Arthropoda, Insecta, Hymenoptera, Vespidae.